Messenger RNA from Fusarium mangiferae, 1044 nucleotides. RefSeq lists its product as uncharacterized. Gene Ontology annotation, cellular component: nucleus; cytosol. The transcript has 4 exons. The coding region runs from base 1 to 1044 and encodes 347 amino acids. Gene Ontology annotation, molecular function: adenosine kinase activity. Lineage: Eukaryota; Fungi; Ascomycota; Sordariomycetes; Hypocreales; Nectriaceae. Gene Ontology annotation, biological process: purine ribonucleoside salvage. The record is from RefSeq and is a predicted model, not a curated record.
AUGUCUGCCGUCAAGGAAUACUCCCUUCUCUGCCUCGAGAACCCUCUCCUCGACAUCCAGGCCAAGGGUGACCAGGCUCUACUUGACAAGUAUGGCCUCAAGCCUAAUGAUGCCAUCCUCGCUGAGGAGAAGCAUAUCCCUCUCUACGAAGACCUCCUAAACAACUACGAUGCCAAGCUGAUUGCUGGAGGCGCGGCACAAAACAGUGCUCGAGGUGCUCAGUACAUCCUCCCUCCUAACAGUGUCGUCUACCUCGGUGGCGCUGGCGAUGACAAGUAUGCUGCUAUCCUUCACGAUGCUGUCAAGGCCGCUGGUCUCCGUGUUGAAUACCGUGUCGACCCCAAAGAGAAGACUGGCCGAUGUGGUGCUAUCAUUACCGGCCACAACCGAAGCUUGUGCACGGAUCUUGGCGCUGCUAACCACUACGACCUCGAUCACUUAAAGAAGCCUGAAAUCUGGAAGCUCGUCGAGAACGCUGAGGUCUACUACGUCGGUGGUUUCCACUUCACUGUCUGUCCUCCUGCCAUUAUGGAGCUCGCCAAGCAGGCUGCUGAGCACAACAAGCCUUUUGUUCUCUCCCUGUCUGCUCCUUUCAUCCCUCAGUUCUUCAAGGAGGUUGUCGAUGCCAGCGCCCCUUACUGGGACUACAUCAUCGGCAACGAGACCGAGGCCGCCGCCUACGCCGAAUCCCACGACCUCCCUAGCAAAGAGCCCAAGGAUGUUGUCAAGUAUCUCGCCAACCUUCCCAAGGAGAAUACCAAGAGAAAGCGAAUUGCCAUUGUCACUCAGGGUACCGACCCUACUCUGGUUGCUAUCCAGGGUGAGGACGAUAUUAAGGAGUUCCCCGUUCACGCCAUCGAGAAGGAGAAGAUCAACGACACCAACGGUGCUGGUGACGCCUUUGCUGGUGGUCUCUUGGCUGGUAUCCUCCAGAACAAACCCCUCGAAACCAGCAUUGACAUGGGCCAGUGGCUCGCUCGUUUGAGCAUCCAGGAGCUUGGACCUUCAUACCCCUUCCCCAAGCAAACCUACCAGGCUGCUUAA